AGUUAUUUAGCGUUUAUGAAUAGCAUCGGAUUGUCGCUUGCCUAAAGAUGCAGAGAAAAAUGCAUUAUUUUCCAUUCAUUGUGCUUCUAUCUUUCCUACUUCUUCCGACGAUUUUUGCAACAAAUUGCAGUUGUCCUAUGUACUAUUGUGGGAGCUCGUGUUGCAGUUUGGCUGAAUAUAACCACAUUUAUCCAAUGGCGACUGGAUUUGCAGAAGGAUUCGGGGUCGCGCUCUUAUCUAUCAUCGGUAUUUCAGUUGCAGUAACGAGCUUAUGCACAUGCUGCAAAAAAUAUGAAUGUAAGAAAGUACGACACGUGAAAAAGAAAAAGCCGAAAAUAACUUAUACUUUUGAAAUAAGAAAAAAAGCGAAAGAAUUGCAGAAAAAUAAGAAGAAGAAAAAAAAUAAAGACACUAAAGAGACGACUGAAACUGAAAAUGUCUGA
Styela clava is the source of this 443-nucleotide messenger RNA. RefSeq lists its product as uncharacterized. NCBI's taxonomy places the organism in Eukaryota, Metazoa, Chordata, Ascidiacea, Stolidobranchia, Styelidae. The record is from RefSeq and is a predicted model, not a curated record.